Messenger RNA from Lolium perenne, 684 nucleotides. RefSeq lists its product as uncharacterized. Gene Ontology annotation, biological process: nucleobase-containing compound metabolic process. The record is from RefSeq and is a predicted model, not a curated record. Gene Ontology annotation, cellular component: cytoplasm; nucleus. Gene Ontology annotation, molecular function: nucleic acid binding; 3'-5' exonuclease activity. Lineage: Eukaryota; Viridiplantae; Streptophyta; Magnoliopsida; Poales; Poaceae.
AUGGAGCACCUCGCGCGCGCCAAGGCUCCUCGAUCUCGGAUAUACCAUCUCAUGGCCGAAGAGAUGUCUUUCAAGGUCACGGUCGCUCUCCGUGCAUCAAGAGUGGAGAAGUGGAUCCGCGACGUCAAGAGGGACAUUCUCGAUGCCGCACCAACCAAGUGCGUCGGCUUGGACUGCGAGUUCACCGACCCUCGCGAGGGUGAUCACCGCGCCGCCGUCCUUCAACUCUCGGUGGCGACCGAGACUUUGGUAUUCCAGAUUUAUUGUGCCGAUGAAGUGCCACAAGUUCUCAAGGAGUUCUUGCAGGACGAGAACAUCAGAUUCUUCGGCGCUGCUAUCGGCAAGGAUGUGGAGAUGUUGAGUCCCUACGGUAUUCAUAUUACUUCUGCAUUCGACCUCCAGAUCUUACUCCCGAACCCCACCAACAAGCCCAAUCCGAGUCUAUAUGAUCUGGCAAACUCUACCAUUGGGACAAACCUUGAGAAGAAGAAGAGGAAGAAGUACAAGAAGAACGACGCCGCAGAAGAAAAAGAAGAUGAGCUGAUUUUUGGAUGGGCCAAUGUUCCAUUGAGCUACGAGCAAGUGCGCUAUGCCGCUCUAGACGCUCGCCUGGAUUUCGAGAUGGCUAGGAGGCAUUGGAUGCUUGUUGGCUACAAUAGCCAUGUUGAUCGUCUCAAUAUUUAG